AUGCUGCGCCCUCGCACCGUGCUACGGCUCGUUUCAUAUGCAGCGAUCAGUUGGCUAGUCCUUGCUAUGUUAUAUAUUGGGCUACCUAGCUUUUCUCGAAAUGAUGAUGGCACCGGAUAUGCAAUUAGUGUCUUGAAGAGUGGCAGAACGCUGACUCGUGUUUAUGGAGUCCAAGAUUUUUUUUCAAAUGCCGAUAUCGAGUUUACUACAAACAAUGAGCCCCGACAGAAUAUCGCUCUGAAAUUCAGAUUAGACAGGGCCUCUAAUGCGCUUUUCAUUUGUGGCACCACUUGUGUCCCGAGCGAUGGGGUUUUGCUUACCAGACCUCCGGAGUUAAUGAAACAUUACGAUGACGAACGACUUACAAUGACUCCUAUCUCUGUACCGGCGGGCGAUACAGAUGGCAUUAGUCUGCCGUGGUUCGACACUGCGGAUGCGGUUUUGAUGUAUCAUUUCAUACAUCGUGACUCUGCGCUUGUCACAUUGGAUCUGAUUUACGGAGGGGGCGGGAGAGAAUUGAAUAUAUGGCCAGCUGGGGCAUCGCAGGACCACAAAAAACUCCUCUUUUCUGUGACCAUAAACGUUGAAGCUGAGAAUGACGACGAUUUUAUCUUGGAGGCGAGCGUCCCUCGUUCGCCACUGUCAUCCACACCAAGUCCAAUAUACGAACUUCGGCUCGUUCUCUUGACAUGCCUUGCGCCGCUAACGAUUAUCUUUAUGGGCGCAAUCAUGGGCGCAAUGUUCAUCAUCUCUACAGCACUCAGUCUUCUCUUCCGGUCCUUUUGGGUGGUUGCUUUUUCACUUUUGAUUCGUUGGCUCUACAAAGGCAGACCGCCAAUGGAUGAGUUUGUGCAGGAGGUCGCCAAUGAUCUAAGGGGUCUUGCGGACAAAGUUCAGAAUUGGAGAAAUAAGGAGCCUUCGAAUAGAGGGAAAGAUGAGGAGCAGCCGUCACUAGGGCACGAGAAGUCUGACUCGAGUUCAGCUGCUGGAUGA
This is a messenger RNA of Talaromyces amestolkiae, 993 nucleotides long. RefSeq lists its product as uncharacterized. Lineage: Eukaryota; Fungi; Ascomycota; Eurotiomycetes; Eurotiales; Trichocomaceae. The coding region runs from base 1 to 993 and encodes 330 amino acids. The record is from RefSeq and is a predicted model, not a curated record. The transcript is spliced from 3 exons.